Molecule: messenger RNA, 1092 nt
Organism: Linum tenue
Lineage: Eukaryota; Viridiplantae; Streptophyta; Magnoliopsida; Malpighiales; Linaceae
Source: the annotation of a GenBank genome assembly
CAUUUUUCCCCCCCUUCAGCCUCUUCUCCUUCCUUAAUUUGGUUUUGCGAGAACUUGGCAAUAUGUCCAGAAAUUUGAGAUAAGGUGAAUAUAGAACACCCACCACGAAACAAAAUCCUCCUGCCUGCGCUUUGCCAACAAAAAUCUGAAACUCCAUAUAGUUAAUGCCACUCUCCCCACCCACCCAAAUUGAAGAAAGAAAUGGGUAGUCUCCAAUUCAACUCAUCUUCUUCAUGUUGUUGCUAUGGAAACUUCGCACCAUCUUCCUCUAGCAGUCUCCACCAAAACAUCAUUCCAUUUUCCUUCUUCGUCCCCACCAAAAGAUCCCUCCUUUCUUCCUCUUCCUCCAGAACUGCCACAACAAGGAUAAGGGCAGUGAGCACUGUCCCAGAGAGCUCGCCGGAGCAAGCAACGCCAGCAGCCGCAGAAGCAACCGAACCGCCUUUGGUCAACCUGGCAUUUGUUCAUUCGGUGUUGAUGCCUGAUGGCACACCAGAUGUGCAUAUGAGGAGAGCCAUUGGAGGGCAGAAGCUUAGAGACAUCAUGCUGGAUUCUAACAUUGAGCUCUAUGGUCCCUAUGCUAGGCCUCUGCUGAACUGUGCUGGAGGAGGAACUUGUGCAACUUGCAUGGUCGAGGUUAUACAGGGGAAGGAGCUCCUGAGCCCUCGCACUGAUAAAGAGACUGAGAAACUCAAGAAGAAGCCUAAAAACUGGAGACUUGCCUGUCAAACCACAGUUGGGGAACCAGAUUCUACUGGGCUGGUUGUGAUCCAGCAAUUGCCAGAGUGGAAAGGCCAUGAAUGGGGUUAUGAGAAAGUGCUGCCCCCUGAGUUCAUGGUCGAUGAUGAAUAGAGAUUUCACCCCUCACCAUUCUGCAAAUAUGUUGUCCUUCUGCAACACUUGAGAAAUCACAGCAUAUAUAUAUAAUUCUUUACUUGAGAUAUUGUACAUGUUAUAUGUAAGCUUAGUUGAUCAUCAACUUGGGUUGUUGAAACCAAUCACGUGAUGCAUUUCUGUCUCACCAAUUGUUACUUCAAUUAUUCACUACCAAGGAUUACAACCGAUUCUCGAGCUGCAAAUGUGAAUAUUUAC